This is a messenger RNA of Momordica charantia (bitter melon), 1050 nucleotides long. RefSeq lists its product as uncharacterized. The record is from RefSeq and is a predicted model, not a curated record. NCBI's taxonomy places the organism in Eukaryota, Viridiplantae, Streptophyta, Magnoliopsida, Cucurbitales, Cucurbitaceae. Gene Ontology annotation, molecular function: ubiquitin protein ligase activity.
GAAAAACUUGAUUGGUAAGAAAUCACCGUUGCGAAGAUGCUCACAAGAAACGCGCCUCUGGUUUGAACUUCGAAGUUCGGAUUACAUUCAUUUUAUAUUCUUGAGAAAGAAAUUUUGCGAUAAAAAAUUCGAGGAAUUGGAAGUCGCAGCGGUGGAAAGAAAUCGAUCGAGAAUAUGGACGGCCCCCCUGCGGGCGAUUUCUGUUCAAUCUGCCAUGGAAGUUUCAACAUACCUUGCCAAGCAAAUUGCUCGCACUGGUUCUGCGGAAGUUGUAUAAUGCUUGUUUGGGAUCAUGGAUCAUCACUCCAGCCAUGUAAAUGCCCCCUAUGUCGCCGACAGAUUACUUUAUUGGUUCCUUCUGAGGCUUCAGCAAGGCAGCAAAGUAACCCUGAGGUUGCUCGAAUUCUUAAUAAUAUAAGGACUUAUAACCAUCAUUUUGGUGACAACUCGGCUGGUUUAAUUCAGCGAAUGCAAGACCUUCCUUUUCUUCUACGGAGGUUGCUUCGGGAACUCCUCGAUCCCCAGAGAUCUCUUCCUCUUGUCAUUAGAGCACGCGUUUACAUUGCAAUGGUACUGAGCGUAGUCUACACUCUGAGUCCCAUCGAUAUCAUACCAGAAGCAAUGCUAGGAGUAUUUGGACUGAUGGAUGAUAUCUUUAUACUGCUCAUCUGCUUCCUUUAUAUUGCUGCUAUGUAUCGAUCGGUACUCUAUUAUCGCCAUGGAGGAUCUUGAAUUGUCUUUGGAAGCUUGCCACGAAGUGUAAAAAGUUAAACUAGGCAUUCUUUUGUUCUUAGCUUUCUCAAGUUUUUCUGGAGGGAAACGUUUUUUUUUUUUUUUUUAAUUUUGUUUUUGCAGUUUAUAAACUUCGUUUCCUUCCUGUUUUACUUUUAUUUUUCUUUCUUUCUUGUAUUAGUAGUUCAAAUGUGUUAGAGAUGGAUCACAUUGUGUUUGGGAAUGUAGGGAAAAACUUGAAUCCUAGGUUUGUGUUUCCCUUCCAAAGAAUGAAAAUGUGAGAUAUGUGAAAUAUCAUCCAUGAAAUUCAUGUCAUAA